GUCCUUUGAUCGGUGAUGGACGGAUGAUGCACUUCCUUCUACCUUUGCUCCUCCUCUUGCGAGCUCCCCUGUUGUUCAGUUUUGGUGAGCGCACCUGCCCCAACAACUGUCGCUGCGAGGGAAAAACUGUUCAUUGUGACUCAUCUGGAUUUCUAGAUGUCCCAGAAAACAUCUCAGUGGGCUGCCAGGGCCUGUCACUGCGCUACAAUGAACUGCACACCCUGCUACCUUAUCAGUUUGCUCACCUCAGCCAGCUUCUCUGGAUAUACUUGGACCAUAAUCAGAUAUCAGCUGUCGACAGUCGAGCAUUUCAGGGAGUUCGCAGGCUAAAAGAGCUAAUACUCAGCUCCAACAGGAUUACAUCUCUGCAUAAUUCAACAUUCCACGGCAUUCCCAAUCUUCGCAGUCUGGACUUGUCGUACAAUAAACUGGAAAUUUUACAGCCAGGUCAAUUCCAUGGCUUACGGAAAUUACAGAAUCUUCACCUACGCUCCAAUGGACUUUCCAACAUUCCAAUUAGAGCGUUUUUAGAGUGCCGAAGUUUGGAAUUUCUGGAUUUGGGGUACAAUCGAAUCAAAGCUCUCACCCGUACCACCUUUUUGGGGUUACAGAAGCUGAUGGAGUUGCAUUUGGAGCACAACCAGUUCUCGAGAAUCAACUUUUUUCUCUUUCCACGCUUGGCCAAUCUGAGAUCACUCUACCUGCAGUGGAAUCGCAUUAGAGUGGUCAACCAGGGUCUUCCCUGGACCUGGUACACACUUCAAAAACUGGAUCUGUCUGGAAAUGAAAUCCAAACGCUAGACCCGGCUGUGUUUCACUGUUUGCCCAACCUUCAAGUUUUAAACCUGGAGUCCAACAAGUUGUCCAACGUGUCUCAGGAGGCUGUGUCAGCAUGGAUCUCCCUCACCUCCAUCAGCCUCGCUGGAAACAUGUGGGAUUGUGGAACGGGGAUUUGCCCACUCGUCGCUUGGUUGAGAAACUUCCGGGGAACCAAGGACACCACUAUGAUUUGCAGCAGCCCAAAGCAUCUCCAGGGAGAAAAGAUUAUGGAAGCCACGAGGAACCAUGGGAUUUGUGAGGAAAAUGAUUACUUUAUGACAGAAACGUCGUCUCCAAUGUCAGAGCUGAUUUCUGAAGCCACUGCUGAACCAACCUAUGCUCCGACUAGUGGCUCUCCGACUUCUCUACCACCUAGUACCUUCGGCCCUAUCCCACCGUUCAGACUUCGACCUAUUCCACAUCCCACUUUUCCAGGGCAUAUGAGCAAAGACCCUAGGAACACAGUGGUCCGCACUCGGCCCACUCACGCAUCGCCCCCAGUGAUGGAGCACAUGACUCUGCACAAAGUAGUAGUGGGCAGCGUGGCACUUUUCUUCACCAUGUCGCUAAUCUUGACAAUUAUUUAUGUGCUGUGGCGGCGUUACCCAGGCGCUACCAGGUUGCUGCAGCAGCGAUCCAUGGUUGGGCGUAGGCGUCGCAAAAAGAGCCCAGAGCCAGAGCAAAACCUCAGCUCCCAACUCCAAGAGUAUUACAUGAGCUACAACCCUGCUGCCACSCCGGAGGCACUGGAGGUGCUGGGCAAUGGCACCGGCUCCUGCACUUGCACAAUUUCUGGCUCCAGGGAGUGUGAGGUAUGACCCAUCGCAUCAGCCUAAAAAUAAAAAAUAUAAACUCUAAAUCAAAACACAAGGCUCAACAGAGAGAAUGAGUACACGUGCCCGCGGCCCCUGCCUGGCGCCUGGUUAGGAGACGUGCCUACGAUCCAUUAAUCCUCAGACAGAACUGCUUCUGAAGGAGCAACAAAUCACAGAAACUAACCAGGAUCUUGUCAUUCCAGUUUGAGGAAAUAAAAAACAAGGACCACAAGAGGAUGAGGUCCUAAUCCUUUUUUUUUUUGUUAAGAUUUUAUAUCUUUUUUUGGUGAUUUCUGCUCCUCAGCUUGGGCUCGUCCCUCGGCGCUCGCAUCACAAACACUGGUGAUUUGUGGACUCACUUUCCCAACGUAAGGAGCAGCAGACUCUUUGAACUUCUAAAGGAUUGAUAAACUGAAAUCUUUUUGUAAAGAAAUAAAUAGACCAUAAUGUGUCUUCAUUUCCAUGAGGACCUCUUGUACAAUAAUUGUGAAGGCAAUGAAUCAUCAGUAAGAACAUCAAGGACGACACUACAGAGUGUAAUUUAAAGUGGGAUUCCAUAUUUUGAAUAUAAAGCUUCAAUCUAUAAUUUUUCAGUCUCUUUUUUAAAGAAAAAUCAUCAUGAUGUUAUGAUGGUGCCUCUCUGCAGCAGAACAACUACAGGGUUCUGAAUCAGUAAACAAGAAUCCACUUUGUCUGCUUUAAAAAUCAAGGAAGCAGCAGCUAAAAUCUUGUUUGAAGCUUGUGAAAACUGCUGUUUGCUUCUGUUUUAUUUUUUAUUUAGUGUUUUCUAAAAUCUGCAACAAUCCAGUUCAAUUUGAGGACGAUGCGAGGAAGAAAAGAGGCUCUAACUCGUGAUGAAAAUGUAAUUUUCUGCAAUGUUGAUAAUGUUGUUGUGCUUUCUGAAUACAUGUUUGAGCACCAGAUACCAAAGAGCCAAUCGGAUCUUUGUUUGCUUUUGGCUCACUUUUUACAUACGCUAAAACUGAUCCAGGAUUUUUAUUUUAUUGUUUUGUUUUCAGAACAAUCCAUAAGAACCCUCGACUCGUUCCUGUCCAGCAGAGYUCUGCUGCUGAAGUGGCUUUUUUUAUGUGCAACAUGUGCGUCUUUGUGAAGAAAUGAUCCUGCAGCAGCAGGAAGCUCUCAUCAGCCCUGCUUUAAACUGUACAACUUUUAUUUAUGUUUUUAAAUACAUGAUCACUUUCCUUAACCCCCCACCCCGAAGUGUUGAUGUGCACGGAUCUGCGUGAGCUUGUUGUUUUAUUUUUUAUUGUAUUUGAAGCCCACUGAGUGGUGGAUUGUUGCUUUCAGCCUUUAAAUGUAACCUUUAUACAAAAGGAAAAUAAUUUUCUAAUGUAAAUUUCGGCCCCUCCCCCAGGAUUUCUGGAGURAACAGCGGUAUCCUUUGUUCACUUUCAACAGUAUCUUUUUUAAUUAAAAUUACGACUUUACUGGUGAGCAAUAUUAAUUGGUCAAAUUAAAAAUCUUCAUUGAUCCUUC
Molecule: messenger RNA, 3131 nt
Organism: Austrofundulus limnaeus
Lineage: Eukaryota; Metazoa; Chordata; Actinopteri; Cyprinodontiformes; Rivulidae
Gene: lrrtm4l1
Product: leucine rich repeat transmembrane neuronal 4 like 1
Molecular function (GO): protein binding
Source: RefSeq, a predicted model, not a curated record